UGAUUCCGAGUAUGCGCUCCAGCUGUCUGUUUGUAUAUUCACACAUAGAAAAGUAGCUUACUUAAUGUGAACAUGCUUCUGUCAUGUGGAAGUAGAUUUGUGGUAACACCUGCUGCAUCCCCCGAACCGCCCGUGCUCGAAUUUACGUCACGUGGAUCAGUUGACAGUUCGUAUGAUAUCGAAUAUUGUGAGAAGACCAGAGUUCAAAAACCUAAAAGAACAAGUGUGCAGUUUGAUACCUGUGAAAUUGAGACUCAAAUUUACAAAACAAAUACAAGGAUAUUAUUUCCCAACCCAAAUGCCAAAAGAACAAUCCACAGAAACGGGAUGAUAAUUCGGAAAAAUGCCGGACGUCGGUGACUACUGAUGUCGCUACGGAUGAUUUGACGGGUCAGCAAGUCGCGGAAGGAAGGGAUGGAUGACGGCAGGGCACGGGGGAUGCGAAGGAUAAAACAGAAAAAGAGGGAGAGAUCCUGGUCGGUCGACUAUUCCGUAGACGGCACACUGUCCCGCAGGACACGUGAUUCGACGCUUUUGCGAAAUGUGUAACUCGGUGCUGUAACACUCCGCAACUUCGCCCCCGUUUCUUUCUUUCCUUUUUUUUUUUCUUAUUUUUUUAUUUCCGUCCACCCUGAGGCAACCACCAGAGGUUUUCCUCGUGUUCCCGAGGAUUCCCUUUCGUGCGCGCGGACACCGGCGCGCCUUUCCGGUCGCAACUUCCAGAACGAGUGACGCAAGUGAAGUGACACCGUCGAUAUAACAUUUGGACGGAUUCCGUCUACCAAAGAUUCAUCGUUAAUCGGAAACGAGUGAAAAUUAGCAAAGAUGUACGGCCUAAUUUUAGAAAACUUGUCUGAAUAUAUACGACAGGUAUACGGAGAAGACAGAUGGGAAGAGAUCCGACGACAAGCAGCCGUAGAUCAACCUAGUUUCAGUGUUCAUCAGGUUUACCCUGAAAACCUUAUACCAAGAUUAGCGAAGAAGGCUAUUCAGGUACUUGGCAUUACGGAAAAAGAAUUUUUCGAUCAGAUGGGUGUACACUUCGUAGGAUUCGUUGGACAGUACGGUUAUGAUCGUGUUCUUUCAGUACUUGGACGUCACGUAAGAGAUUUCCUUAAUGGAUUGGACAAUUUACACGAAUAUCUGAAAUUCUCCUACCCUAGGAUGAGAGCUCCUUCCUUUAUUUGUGAAAACGAGACGCGACAGGGGUUGACUCUCCAUUACAGGAGCAAACGACGCGGCUUCGUUUAUUACACGAUGGGUCAAAUAAGAGAGGUGGCUCGUCAUUUUUAUCACAAGGAAUUACAGAUUGAGCUGGUGCGAGAAGAAGUCCUUUUCGACACUGUGCACGUCACGUUUCAGCUCACCUUUGAUAACAGGGCUUUUACCCAAGCAUCGUUGACGAUGACGCGCGAAGAAAAGCACCUACCGAUUGGAGCUUCCGUUUUGUUUGAGAUAUUUCCUUUUUGCAUAGUUUUCGGGUCAGACAUGAUCGUAAGGAGUAUCGGAAAUUCCUUGAUGGUGAUACUGCCCGAUCUUGUUGGUAAAAAGAUAACGCAUUUUUUCGACCUCGUCAGACCCUUAAUUGCAUUUAAAUUUCAUUCGAUUUUAAAUAGAACGAAUAAUAUUUUUGAAUUGGUAACGGUGGAACCGAUUCUAACAGAACGACCAUCCGAUCGGCGAGGAAAUGAAAUUUUAUUAAGUGACGAACUCGAUUCGAUCGAUGACAGAACAUUACGAUUAAAAGGUCAAAUGAUAUAUAUGGAUAACUGGAAGAUGAUGAUGUACCUUGGUACUCCUGUCAUGCCGGAUUUGAAUGCAUUGAUAGCAACCGGUCUUUAUAUAAAUGAUUUAUCAAUGCAUGAUUUUAGCAGAGAUUUGAUGCUUGCUGGAACGCAGCAAUCAGUGGAACUAAAGUUAGCUUUAGAUCAAGAGCAAUUGAAGAGUAAAAAGUUAGAAGAGUCUAUGAGAAAGCUCGAUGAAGAAAUGAAACGUACUGACGAACUAUUAUAUCAAAUGAUACCCAAACAAGUAGCGGAUCGUUUGAGAAAUGGAGAAAGUCCCAUAGACACCUGCGAGAUGUUUGACAGCGUAUCAAUUUUAUUCUCGGACGUAGUCACAUUCACAGAGAUUUGCAGUCGAAUUACACCGAUGGAGGUGGUGUCUAUGUUGAACGCGAUGUACUCCCUUUUCGACACAUUAACCGAAAGGAACCGGGUGUAUAAGGUUGAAACAAUCGGGGAUGCUUAUAUGGUAGUAUCUGGUGCUCCGGUGAAAGAAAAUGAUCAUGCGGAUCGUGUCUGUGAUAUGGCACUCGAUAUGGUUGACGCGAUAACUAAUCUUAAAGAUCGCUCUACAGGUCUUCAUCUUCAAAUAAGAGUUGGAAUUCACAGCGGUGCUGUGGUGGCUGGUAUCGUAGGCUUAAAAAUGCCCCGAUACUGUCUAUUCGGUGAUUCGGUAAACACAGCGUCUCGAAUGGAGGCGACUAGUCAAGCGAUGCAAAUACACAUAUCUCAAUCAACGCGAGAACUGUUAUCGCCUUCGUAUAAAGUUAAAGAACGAGGAGAAAUUGAAGUGAAAGGGAAAGGUACGAUGAAAACAUAUUGGUUAAAAAAGAGAGAGCACAGGCCAUCGUUAACGAAAGGGAUCAUUAUUCAGGAACCACCCCAAUGGCACACAAGAAACACCGAGAAAAGAGUAUCAGCUAGUACGUCAGCUGCUUCCGCAGCAGCGAUUAUUUUCGAUAAUCAAAACUGUUUGGACACGUCUUCUAGAAGAGGUUCCAAGAUAGCUUCUCCAACGCCUACCGAUUCGACCUUUCUUCUUGAAACAGAAAGAAGAAUGUAUUCGCCUAUUACGUUUCAAGACGUUGCUCGCAGAUCUGUCGCGAAUUCACCGACGAAGAACAAUGAUUCUAGGGAAUGCAGGUCAAACUCAAUGGGAGCAGUAGUGACAAGGAACUCCGAGAUGUUCUCCCUUCUGAGCGACACGGAGGAACAUUUCCGACAGCACCGAGACAGUUUGUCUACUCGGGUAGAAAAUCAAACUGCGGUUAUCCAAUCGAAACCGGAAGUGAACACGAAUUCCAGUUCGUCGUCGGACGAAUCUCGCGAGGAACGGGCGUGUUCGGUCGAUAUAGAGGCUCCUAAACGAGAAAAGAACGACCAGUGCGAGAAGAGCAAAGAAUAUUAUUCGGCGUAUCAGAGCAGCGACAUCGGUAACUCCCAAUCGUUGACGCAACAGGACCAAUGUUGUCCUGGUUUCACUAUGUCGAAGAGCGGCAAAACUCGUCACCAAAACAAUGGCUGUAGCAUCGCUUAAAUCGUAUUUCGAAAGACCACGAAUGAACUCGUUAAUUUUGACUGAAAGUAAAUCCUCUACUUUCGUUGAACACUAGUAAUGAAUACUCUUCGAAUGAUUUGAAUGAUGGAGAUUGAAGAUGGUUGCUAGAUUAGGAAUAUGUUAAACCUUUGUCUGAGAGUGGAAUCUCUACUUUUCACUGAUGAGGAUAGCCAGGAAGAAGGCUACUUUAUUCUGAGUUUGUGAUUGUUCGAACAGGUGUGAAUCGUCGAAGGACUGUCAGUUUGAGAAGCAAUUUUUCGAAGAAGAUGCAACAUGUGAUAUAAUGUAUGGGAAACACGUUACGGACGAUUUAGAACAUUGUGAACAAAAUUCGUGUAAACGUAUAUUCGCUUUGAUUUAUUUGAAUAAUUACAGUGAAUGUUAAACUGGAUUUACACUGAUUGUGAGAUAUUGUGAAAAAUAAAAUAGAUAAAAUUUUUCAAUAUAAAAUAUUCGUAAUCCAGAUAUUCAAUAUCAAUCAUUU
Molecule: messenger RNA, 3826 nt
Organism: Osmia lignaria (orchard mason bee)
Lineage: Eukaryota; Metazoa; Arthropoda; Insecta; Hymenoptera; Megachilidae
Gene: Gyc88E
Product: Guanylyl cyclase at 88E
Biological process (GO): response to oxygen levels; nitric oxide-cGMP-mediated signaling; cGMP biosynthetic process
Cellular component (GO): guanylate cyclase complex, soluble
Molecular function (GO): nitric oxide binding; guanylate cyclase activity; heme binding
Source: RefSeq, a predicted model, not a curated record